Messenger RNA from Kockovaella imperatae, 1262 nucleotides. RefSeq lists its product as hypothetical. Lineage: Eukaryota; Fungi; Basidiomycota; Tremellomycetes; Tremellales; Cuniculitremaceae. The coding region runs from base 61 to 1194 and encodes 377 amino acids. The record is from RefSeq and is a predicted model, not a curated record. The transcript has 3 exons.
AAAUCAACGACUGCAGACGAUCAUCGUCCGGACAUCAAUGUCUUCUUAUAGCUGAGCUGUAUGAGUCUCUCGGGGCCAAUGACCGUCCAUUACGAUGUCUUCUUACCUCCUAUGUCGCUGACACCUUUCAGUGAGACGCAUGAUUGGCCCUCAAUCCGCUUGCAAGCCCUACGAUCGUCUCCGGAGUCUGCUUCUCAAGCCUCGUCGUUGAGACUUCGUUUGCCCGUCAUCUUACAAGAGCGAUCGAAUUAUGAGCAGGUUGUCGCCUCGACCUGCGCCAGAAAACGUACUGCUAGCGAUGUGCUCAGUGAAGGCUCUCACGACCGGGAUCGACCCUCGAGGCUCAAGCUGUCCUCUCGUCUGUCUGUCGACGAUCCGACCGCUCCUGCACCAACGAUGCCAUUUGGUGGCGUCGAGAUAUCCGACUCGUUCAUUUCUCUCAACACGACCACCUCGAAUCCAUCACAAUUUCCCCCGACGGCCGACGAUCGAGCCAAUACAUCCGUUUCGAAUCUGCCCCGAUGGCAUAUCCCUCUCUCAAAGCUAUCUACUCUUCAGUCGCUCCUCCGUACACGACCUCCACGGCGCAGGGGCCGACCAUCCGAGGGAUUACAGGACCAACUCGUCAACGUCUUGUUAUGCGUGACCUCUGUUGAGGCCCCGGUGCUCCGGCAGAGGAAAGAGGAGAAAGCAGCUGGAAAACAGGGUACACUUUGGAUCGCUAAAUGGUCAGUCAUUGCCCAGCCGGAGAAUGAAAGAGACGUGGGACAUUCAACCUCAUUAGGAGACGAGGUAGCUUGCGAUAUCAAGCUUUGGGAUGAUUGCGCGCGAGAAUUGGGAGAAGGCAAAGUCAGACGAGGUGAUGUGAUCCUCAUCCAAGGGGUCCAAUUCAAGCCUUCAACAGCGAAGGAGAAAGCUCAUCUGGUCCUCUCAUCCACACGAGCUCAUUCGCCGAGCGUGACCGUGGUGUAUCGAACUCUACCGCGAUAUCGAGACGCACUCGGAGCGUACAAAGCUCAGCCAGUGCGCCGGCAACCAGCUGCAGUUUUGACUCGGGCGGCGACUAUGGAUCCACACGACAGAUUGCUCAGACCAGAUCUGCGCCUCGGACGAAGCGACGCCGGCAUACGUAAAGUAGCAGAGAUUGCACGAUGGUUCGCAGAAUGGGUCGGCGGAGACGCGCCACCCGGAUGAACAAACAUGUCUAAUAAAGCUGGUCAAACGCUAUCUACCACAAAGUCAGAGCGGAUACGCAUCAUUCU